Lolium perenne is the source of this 1893-nucleotide messenger RNA. RefSeq lists its product as uncharacterized. Gene Ontology annotation, molecular function: protein binding. The record is from RefSeq and is a predicted model, not a curated record. NCBI's taxonomy places the organism in Eukaryota, Viridiplantae, Streptophyta, Magnoliopsida, Poales, Poaceae.
AUCGGCAAAGCGCGCCAGUCCAGGAUGGACGCCCUUCUGGCGUGGCGCCUAGCUGGUGAGCGGCCACGCCGGCCGCGCUGCUGCCGCGGGCGCGGCCAAAGCGCCGAGAGCGCCGCACGGCCGAUGGAGCUACUUUUCUCUCCUCGGACGAAAUUAACCAGAGCUGAACUGGCGCAAGGCACGCAUGGAGAACCGGACACCUCCCCCGGCCGAGGCGUGCGGGCCACGCCGGUUUUGGGUUCUGCACCGUGGCACACGGGGCUAACGGCCAGGACUAGCCUGGCCGCUUUAUAUGCCCCGCCAUUGCCGUCCACCUCCACCCUCGCACAUCGAUCGAUCUCCAUCCCGCACCCCCUUUUGGUGGGAGGUUAAUUCUUGGAUCCGUAGUAACAAACGCCGGUCGUAGCCCAUCUACCUGGUCGCGAGGAUGACGCCGGCGAGCAUGGUUGGCAUGCCCAAGAGCCCCCGGUCUAUGGCGUUCUCGGCAGCUGCCGCGCCGUUCGGGGAGCGGAGGAAGGCCCGGUUCUGCGUCGCGGCGUCCGGCAGGGACGAACAGCAUCAGCCGGCGCUACCGUCGAUGGCUGCCGUGCCGGCGUCGCUGCGCGCGAUCCAGGCCAAGAGGAAGAUGGCGGCGGCGCGCGGGGUGCCGCGGGCGACGAGCGCGGCCGGGUGCGCGGUGGCGGCACUGGCCGCGGCCGUGGAGGCGGUGCAGGGCGCGGCGGUCGGCGGAGCCUCGGGCGCCGCGCGCGGUGCCGGGGACGCCGUGGCCUGGGUCUUCCAGAAGGUGCACUUCGAGUCUCCCGACCUCGCCGUGGGCCUGCUCGGCCUCGUCGCGUCAUGCCUCGGCACGGCCGUGGAGAUGGAGAUGGAGCGGAUGAGGGCCAGGGAGGCCGAGGCGUCGGCCAGAAAGACGGAACCCGUUGCCAGUGCCGCCGACGCCCAGGACGAUGACCACUGCGACGACGCGGAGGAGGCCGACGAUGUGCCAAUGCUGGUGGGGCUGGACGUGGAGAAGGAGCUCUGGGCCAGGAUCGGCAUCCAGCAUGGCGACGACGACGAUAACAUGCCGCCGAUGGGCGUGGACGAGGACGAGCAGGAGGCCAUCAACAUCGCCCGCGCCGAGCUGCGCAAGGCCUCGUACGAGCGGAUCAUCGCCACCUCAGAGGCCAACUCGCUCAUCCUCUCCAACUACGCGCAGCUCCUCUACGAGUUCGACAAGGAUCUCGACAGGGCUGAGGACUACUUCAAGCGUGCCGUGGCCAUCGAGCCGCCUGACGGCGAGGCGAUGCGGAGAUACGGCAUGUUCCUCUGGCAAGCCCGCGGCGACCUCGUCGGCGCAGAGGACAUGUUCACCGGCGCCAUCGACGAGGAUCCGGACAGCAGCCACCACCGGAGCAGCUACGCGUGGUUCCUCUGGAUGACCGGCGGCGUUGAGACCUGCGUCAUCGACUCCGGCAGCAACAACGGCCCCGAGUGAAAAACAAAUCGUCGCAACAACGCUGCCGCAAUCUUAAGCCAAAGACAGUUAAAGACCGACCUCACCGGCAGGAGCCCGGCGAGGCUACCGGCCAUUUUAGAUGGUGCAUCUAGGUAAUAUAUUGCGCACUGUCCGUAAGUAGCAUCGGCCCUUGUAGGGGCCAUGCUACACUACUACGGUGCGCGCGCGAGCAUGACAGGACGAGCCAACCCAGCAGGAGGAGGCAAAUAAUGUUGGCAAGCUGGCGCACAUAGUAUACUAGGGUGUGAUUGAUAACUUCAUGUGUAAAUUGGAAUAAAGCAUGCAUGCGUCAUCCAGGUCAGUCAUUAUCAGAUGGCAUGCUUUGCUGAAUUGUGAACGAUAUAUAUACAUAAAAGGAAAAAUAUGGGAAGCAUGAGAAUCUUCCUUUGGUGGUA